AGUGGAUGAUGAUCGCACAUAACGCGAUAUCGUAUACGAUUAGAAAGAUAUUUGCGUCUUGGAAACUAUCGAAGCUACUUACACAAAACCGAUCGUUCCUAUUUGAAUUCGUUUUGCAUAGAAACGUGCACAAUGACACUGAUAUUUCAAGACGACGGUAAUAAAUUAAAAUGAUUCAAGAUUGUUCGUGUACGAUGCGGUCGCAAAGACAGUGAACGAAUAAAAUUCAUCCGUUCGUAAACGAGAGACGAUCAUCAACAAAACGUUCCUGUAACGAGAUCCGUGGCGACACAAGAUAACGUAACGCUUAUAAAACUGCAGACACACUUACAUCACGAUUUACAUGCCCGCGUUUCUUAGAAGUUUCCCCUAUCACGUUCCCCCUUCCUUCGGUUUAAUCCAAAUUCUCUGUACUUCUUGAUCUCUUCGCGAGAUCGAGCACAAGCGAAGCUGAUGAAGAAGAGAAAAAUAGUUCGCGGUGGGAGUUAAACUGUUAGUACGAUCACUGUCGACGAGAAGUUAACAGUCGCGACGAAGGUUCCGGACUGCCUUGAAGCCAUGCGACUAAUCCUUGUUUUCCUCCUCUUUUUGGCGGGAGCAGCUUUUUCGAGGAUCUACGAUAAAAGACGUUUCGAUCGUUCGCUUCGCUACGAUUUCGAAUCGCCAGACACAGACGAUCAUUUGAAAAGAAAGCAAUGGACAUUCACGGACUAUGAAACGCAUUUCAGAGCAUACAAAGAUAGACAAGAAAACAGUUGUUAUAUAGAGAAACUGGAAGAGGGUGUUAUCCCUGAAGAAUUUUCGGAGAAUGGGAUCGAGGAAGAAGCAUCAAAAAUACUUUACGUACCGAACGAAUUUUUGACGAAAUUCGAGGCAUGGCGAAUAGCUGGAGGCAGAAUUACUGAUUUUUGCAAUGGACGUAAAAUUAUCCUGUUGCAAAGGACUGUACCGAUACUCGCAGAAACGAUAGAUCCCUUUUUUAAUAUACUACCUAUCGAUGAGAAUGACAUCGUGCCGAGGAGAGUAGCCGACGUUGUGUUAACGCCACUGAUAAGCCGAGCAAAAAGAGAAAUCGUACUUGAAGAGAGGCAAAAAUUAAAUGAAAACGCCAAGCGGAAUCGCUUGCGUCGUCAAGUACAAGGGCCUCCUGGUAGAUUUCGUGGACAGACACAAUCGCAAUAUUUAAACAUUGGCAAUAAUGAUAAGAAGGAAGGGAAAGCCGAAGCUGAAGCUACUCAACAAUCGUCUCGCGCGGUUGUCAGUGGAAGCAACGGAAUGGGACAAGCGCAAAGUAUGUCAUUAGGAAGUAUCGGAUGCGAGGGUUGCCCAGAAUACGAUAGAGCAGGUCCACCAGGCAGAUACAUACAAGUUCCAGCCAUUCCAGGAAUCAAACAACCAGGAGAGGCUCCUCCCUCUAACAUAAUUACUGCUGGCGUGGGUCCGACUUACCCUGGCAGACUACCUGGUAGAAUACCUGGUGGUGAAGUCCAGUAUCCUGCCGGGAAUGGACGCGUUUAUCCUGGGAAAAUACCUGGCGGUGCAACUUAUCCUGGUAGUGCCCCUGGUGUUGCAACUGGCGAUAUUACGUAUCCUGGAGGUACACCUGGUACUACUCUUGGAGGUCGUGUAAUUUAUCCAGGCACUGUUCCUGGGACCGUGCCUGGUGCUGUUCCCGGCAGUGUUCCUGGUGCUGUUCCGGGUACUGUUCCCGGUGCUGUUCCCGGUGCUGUUCCCGGCACUGUUCCUGGUGCUGUACCUGGUACUGUUCCUGGUGCUGUUCCGGGUACUGUUCCCGGUGCUGUUCCUGGGACCGUAACUCGUGUUAUUCCCGGCACUAUUCCUGGUGUUGUUCCUGGCACUGUACCUGGUGCUGUUCCUGGUACUGUUCCCGGCACUGUUCCUGGCACUGUACCUCGUGUUAUUCCCGGCACUAUUCCUGUUCCUGGUGCUGUUCCUGGCACUGUUCCUGGCACUGUUCCUGGCACUGUUCCUGGUGCUGUACCUGGUGCUAUACCCGAUGGACGCAUAAGUUAUCCUGGAAGUAAAACCGGUACUGUCAUUGGUGGUGUGUAUUAUCCCGGGGGUGUACCCGGUAGUGGUGUAACCUAUCCCGGAGGUGUUAUUACACCAGGUGAUACAACUUACCCUGGAAGUACACUAGGUAUUACGGUUGGUGGUGGUGCUGUAGCUUAUCCUGGCGGUGCACCAGGCACUGUACAUUAUCCCGGCAGAAUACCUGGCACUACAGUUGACGGUGGAGUGGCUUAUCCUGGUGCACCUUAUCCUGGAGGUGCGCCUGGUACAAUUUAUCAAACGUAUCCUGCUGUAGUACCGGGAACAGGGGAUUCUCAAGCUGUGUCCCAAGCAGCUGCAGAUGCGAAACUGUAUCCUGGUGCACAGAUUCCGACACCUCAAUACGUGGGACCUUCCUAUCCAGGUAGGGGCGGUGAAAUAGGAGGACCAGGGACUUUAACUGGGAUUACUACAGCAGAUGGUAGAGGUGUUUAUCAAGGAGGUUUGCCACCAACUGGACAAACUAUUCAUUAUCCAGGGAAAGUGAUACCAGGUGGAACAAUGUUACCCGGAGGUGGUGUAACUUAUCCUGGGGGUACUGUACCGAGCGGUACGGGAUACGUACCAGGGGAUGGAAGAUAUCCUACCGGACCGGUUGGUCCCGAAGGUACUGGGAUUCAAAUAGGACCGGGUAAUCUUCAAAAACCUGGACCUGACCAAACAGGAGCCUCUUAUCCUCCUUUAAUAAGGUAUCCCGAAGACGGUGUGAUUCAAACGCCCGAAGGUGGGAAAUAUCCCGACAGGCAAACAGUGAUUCCCGGUUACGAAGUACCAGGACAAUAUCCUGAUACAACGUGGCAUGAUAGAGGUGUGCAGCAAUAUCCAACUGACGGACGAGGCAUCGGACGAUAUCCAGGAUUGCAAUAUAUACCGGGUGCAGGAGAAGUUCCUCAGUAUUAUCAGAAACCUGGAACCCCUCUGCCCGCAGAAGACGACAACGCUAAUUCUCAAGCAUCCAGUUCUGUGAAACAAACGGAUGCCGGUACUCAAGCGAGCGCGUCGGCCCAAGGGAAGUUUGGACAGGGCACAGCUCAAUCUCAAGUAGCGGGCACUUACAGCGGUUCGGGAUCGUUCUCGGCGCAAGCUGGUAGCACCGACAACGAUAAAAGUGCGCAAACGGAAAUUAACGGAGGUAAAGACGGUGCUACGAGCAAUGCUCAAGGAGUGGGUGGUCGCGGGAAGAGUCAGGCGCAGGUUCAGUUGAAUUCGGAAUCAGGUGCCACCUCAACGGGCGCGCAAAGCAGCGGUUGGAAUCAUGGGACGAAUUCUCAGGUGCAAGCAAGCGCGAAAGGUGGAAUGGCGGAUGCUCAAGCAAACGGCGAAGGGAGUACUUCCAGUCAAGCGCAAAUUGGUUUUCAACCGUAUCUCAAAACAGAUGAGGAAGUUGAGAAAUACGCCAGACCUUUCCGCGGCGGUGGCACGGCCUCUGCGCAAAGUGGAACUUACACGGGACAAUCUCAAUCGCAACUCGAAGGAUCUUUCCAAUAUGGAAUCAAUUAUUCCGGUGCUGCGCAGGCGGGAUCAGGAUCUGGUGCAGCAGCUUCUCGAAAGCCGUUUAAUUUUAGUCUUACAGACACGGAUCUCUUCAAAUCGUUCAAGCCGUCUAACGCCCCUGAAGCGACGAAUGCGUCGGAAACUACUCAACAAGGUUUGCAGACUAGUUCUACUUCUAGAAGAAAAAUCGUUGCCAAGCCAGCGGAUGAGAAGACAGAAGCGGAUGACGAUGUGUACGAUUACGAAGAAGAGUACGAAGAUGACUAUGAUAACGUACAGGAUGAAAGUUCGAUAAAACCCAAGGUGGCGAAAAUUUAUGUCGCGGAACAAAACGAUAGCGACCAUCAAUCGCAAACGAUACGUGUUGCCACUGGGGGCAAUUACGAUGUGCAUAUAAAACAAGACAGAAAUGCGCAGGCUGGUGACAUGCUUCAACCUGGACAAUCGUUAUCAGGAUAUACGAUACCCGCUGGUUUUCGUGGGAGAGUAACGUCCGUAGCCGGUGACGAAACUGUCGCCCAAGGCAGUGGGAAAUCUCAGUCUCAAACUGUUUCUUUGGUUCCCAAAAGGCCGAGUACGAUCUAUGAGAACAAGUCUCCCAUCUCGGAAAUCAGAUCUCUCAAAACGAAUCACGAAAGAUUAGCCGAAGGUCGCGCCUCAGCUAAAGAGACACAGAAAAAUAAUUCUCAGCUUAAAAUUCAACAAACUUCGAACGCAUCAAUCAAGCCAAGUUAUUACACAGUGACGAACAGUGUUGCUGGGAAAAUGGAUGACAGAAAUUCACCGAGAAAGUACGAGCAUCGUUAUUAUACGAAAAGUUCGACUUGCGGAUAUUUUACAUUCUCUUGUAACGUCGUCUAUGGAUCGAAUGGUAGAACGAAAAUUUGCAAACCGAGAAUGCCGACUUAUCCCGACGGUACACCGAUGAAAUGUUAAAUGAAAAGUUAAU
Molecule: messenger RNA, 4516 nt
Organism: Ceratina calcarata
Lineage: Eukaryota; Metazoa; Arthropoda; Insecta; Hymenoptera; Apidae
Exons: 6
Coding region: 559-4503 (1314 amino acids)
Source: RefSeq, a predicted model, not a curated record